AUGGCGCCGAACGGGGCGAAGCGACGCAAGGCGUCGUCGCCGAUCGCGGGCGAAGGCGCGGCGAAGAGCGCGCGCGAGGACGACGACGCGGGGGGAGAUGCGCGGGAAAAGAUGAUGACGACGACGGAACGGGACGGCGACGACGACGACGGCGCCGGGGGGGGGCUGGUGCGAGUGAACGCGGACGCGGAGGAAUCGUACGAUGAUCUGACGGCGUCGGCGCUGACGGGGAUCGAGGCGCACGCGAUCGAGGCGGAGGCGGAGCUGCAGAAGGCGCGCGUGGCGUCGCCGAGCGGGAAGGGCGGCGGGAAGGGCGCGAGCGAGGACGCGAGCGCGGCGGCGAGCGGGACGACGAAGUUGGACGAUAAAAAGUUUAAACA
Molecule: messenger RNA, 380 nt
Organism: Ostreococcus lucimarinus CCE9901
Lineage: Eukaryota; Viridiplantae; Chlorophyta; Mamiellophyceae; Mamiellales; Bathycoccaceae
Exons: 1
Source: RefSeq, a predicted model, not a curated record